AUGCAGACCUCAAGCCACAACCAUACACCACUAAAACUCUCGCCACGGGCGUCCUCCGAAGACCGUCGCCCAACCAACCAACAAAAAUCCACAUCUUGCAACCACGGCUCCACCCACUCGAACACUCCCUCCCCAUUGACAUACGUGCAACCCAAUCAAUACUGUCCAACCCUUUGCUCAUUUCCCCCGAGCCGGCCAGACCCUUCCAGCCUCACCUUGGCCCUGGCAGCAAGCCCUCAAGACCACCUCCCUCCAGCAAUCUGA
Molecule: messenger RNA, 264 nt
Organism: Puccinia triticina
Lineage: Eukaryota; Fungi; Basidiomycota; Pucciniomycetes; Pucciniales; Pucciniaceae
Exons: 2
Coding region: 1-264 (87 amino acids)
Source: RefSeq, a predicted model, not a curated record